Molecule: messenger RNA, 1932 nt
Organism: Poecilia reticulata (guppy)
Lineage: Eukaryota; Metazoa; Chordata; Actinopteri; Cyprinodontiformes; Poeciliidae
Source: RefSeq, a predicted model, not a curated record
AUUUCUACUUUCAAUCCAUAUCUCAAGGAGAUCUGCCGGUCGCCRUCUCUCUUCCCCACCAACGCUAACCUGGCUCAUGCUAAACAAGGUCUGCUGGGUGACUGCUGGUUUCUCUGUGCGUGCACCUUCCUGCUCAAGAACCAGCAUCUUUUAGACAAGGUGUUUCCUCCUGGCCAGCCCCAGUGGGGCAGCAGCAAGUACAGGGGCUCCUUUCGGUUUCUCAUCUGGCAGCAGGGCCACUGGACAGAGGCCUAUGCCAAGCUCCAUGGUUCAUACGAGCAGCUCUGGGCCGGACAGGUGUCGGAGGCCCUCGUGGAUCUGACCGGCGGUGUCGCCGAGCGCUGGAGCCUGAGGGAGUUUGGUUCAGACGAGGAAGAACGGCAAGCRGAGCCGGACAGUGAUCAAGUCAGGAGGAAAAAGCUGGACCUGAACCUCCUGUGCUGUGUGAAAGAAGAGUGUGCAUUGAGCUGCUCCACCCACAGCACUCCUGGAGGACUCGGUGAGCUGGAUCAGCACCACGCUCUGACUGUGAUGGAGUGGUUGGACGUGAGRAAGGUGUCAGGGAGUGAAGUGCGGCUGCUCAGGAUCAGAAAUCCGUGGGGACGAUGCUGCUGGGCAGGUGCUUGGACUUGGAGCGGUAUUGGUUGGAGUUUCCUCGACCCAGUUUGCGCUGCGGAACUGCGAGCCCGAACAGCAGAGGGCGAAUUCUGGUUAGACGAGGCCGAGUUUACGUCUCAGUUUGAUGACAUCACAGUGGGAUAUCCAAUUGGCAAAGAUGGACUCUUGAARAGUGUUUACACAGGAACCCUUCUCUCACACAGCCACCAGCUGGCUAGCCGGUGGAUAAAAGGCCACUCUGCUGGCGGAAGCCGAAACACCAGCAGCUACAGCAGCAAUCCCAAGUUUUGGCUCAGAGUGUGCGAGACGGGCGAGGUUCUCGUGUCCUUGCUGCAGCAUCGAAAACGCAGAAACACGGAAAAAUACGCACAAGCGGACCYGGAGGACAGCAGUAACACAAAGCACCAGCAUUACCAAGCUAUUGCYCUACAUAUGUGGAAGGUGGAAAAGAAGCGUUUCAGUCUGAGCCGGAUGUUAAACAAAYCGCCUUGUGCUUCUACUCACUGCCAUUCCUACGAGAGAGAGGUGGUCCUGUGCCGGCCGCUGGAGCCUGGAUACUACCUCCUCAUUCCCAGCACCUACCAGCCAGGAGCCGAGGCCCGCUUCCUCAUCCGGGUCUUUUCCUCCUCCGCCACGUCACUCAGUGCCCUAAAAAGCCCAGCGCCCUCACUGCCACUGACGUCAGAUGGUGAGUGGGAGACCAGCUUCUUCCGCGGCUCGUGGAUAGAAGGAAGGACRGCAGGAGGAAGCAGGAACUUCCCGUCGUACUGGCAGAACCCCUGCUUCCCUUUUGCAGUGUGUGAUGAGCCAGCACUGACAUCUGGAGUUAAUGUCAGGAUUACUCUGCACCAGAGCCGCCCUGACACCGAUUUGCAUCCCAUUGGUUUCCACGUUUACAAGGUACUGCAGGUGGAGUCAGAACAGAUSGCAGCCAAAGAAAAGGAUCCUGUGAUCAGCUGCGUYCCGCACUGUUACACCCAAGAUGUCAGUCUGACCUGCACUCUUCCUCCUGGAUCCUACACCGUAGUGCCGUCCACUUAUCAGCCCGACUGCUCAGCAAAGUUUAUAAUCAGCCUGGCUAGAAAAAUACACAGGAAAGUGGUGAAAAGUCAGGAAAAGCUCGGGAGUGCCAUUCACGAGGUCUCUCACAUCUCUGUGAUGAAAACCUAGUUCUCUGGGACUGACGUCAGCCCACCACGCCGUGCCUCUUGGCCCACGAUGAAACGCCCGGUUGCACCGUCAGUGCCGACCACAGAAAGCAUGACUGUGUUUGUGUUUGUAUAUAUGGACCAUGAGCGGCUGGCCAGGCAGGGG